Messenger RNA from Nerophis lumbriciformis (worm pipefish), 798 nucleotides. NCBI's taxonomy places the organism in Eukaryota, Metazoa, Chordata, Actinopteri, Syngnathiformes, Syngnathidae. The record is from RefSeq and is a predicted model, not a curated record.
AUGUUUGGAUUGAAGGAAGCCAGUUUCCUCGGCUUCUCCGUGGCUCUGGCUGGGGGACUGGCCUAUGUCGUGUGGAACUACGCGUUCGUCACUCGGGAGUCCGGUGAACGUCGCCCAGAAGAUGACAAUGCAGAGGGCCGAAAGAGGCUUAGUCCUGGAGAACAAAAGUCGAAGAAAGAGGAAAGCGGGGAUAACGUCGAGCAAAGUAUCGUCGUUGACCGCGUUGCGCCUGCUUGCACAAGCGAGAGAGAGCAGAAAGUACCCGAGCAAUCAAAGUCGGUGAAGCCAGAGGGGACCCAAGUGCUGGUUCUGGGUCUGGAGGGAGCAGGCAAAUCCAGUCUGCUGUACUCUAUGGCUAUCGGCAGUCUGGACACUGCCAUGGAGCCCACGGCAGGCUUGAACGCCGUCUCUAUUAACAGAGAAGACCUGCGCAUUGAGUUCCUUGAGAUUGGCGGCAGUGUGGCGCUGAGGCCUUACUGGUCCAAGUACAUUUCCAGGGCUCUGCUGCUGGUCUUUGUGGUGGACUCUGCAGCGCCACAGCUUUUCACUGAAGCCAAAGCACAAUUGCACUCACUGCUUGAAUCUUACCCCUGCCUGCCUUUAAUGGUACUGGCCAACAAGCAGGACCUUCCGGGCGCAUGCGGCAUCACCGAUCUGCACGAUGCGCUGGCGCUUUCCGAAUUGGGCGCCCGAAAGUUGUUCCUCAUCGGUACGUGCGUUAAGAAGGGCGAAGCUGAACUGAGCGCCGGUGUGAUGGAUGCUCGAGAACUCAUCGUGCAGAUGGCAGGCGCCAAGUAA